Molecule: messenger RNA, 1907 nt
Organism: Papilio machaon (common yellow swallowtail)
Lineage: Eukaryota; Metazoa; Arthropoda; Insecta; Lepidoptera; Papilionidae
Product: zinc finger protein 394
Exons: 12
Coding region: 75-1682 (535 amino acids)
Biological process (GO): regulation of transcription by RNA polymerase II
Cellular component (GO): nucleus
Molecular function (GO): RNA polymerase II cis-regulatory region sequence-specific DNA binding; zinc ion binding; DNA-binding transcription factor activity
Source: RefSeq, a predicted model, not a curated record
UUCCGGUUCCAUUUAUUGAUUAUUUUAGCGUAUUUUAUACUAAUUUUUCGUUUUCCUUUGAUGUAUUUAGAAACAUGGAUUGGCAAUUAACUUGUCGAGUAUGUUUAGAAACUGGUGAUAUGGUAUCCCUCUUUGAUUGGGACGAAAAUAAUGAGCAACUUGCUGACAAGUAUUUGUACUGCUGCGGUAUUGAGGUUACUAAAAAGGACAUAUUACCGACGCUAAUAUGUUUGAAUUGCGUGGAUCGCUUAACGUUUGCUUAUCAAUUCAAACAACAAUGUAUUGCAUCGACGGAUACUUUGAAAGAAUGUCUCGAAGAAUUUAUGAAGAGCCAGGCUGAAGUUUCCGAGCCCAAGAAAGAAGCCAGUGAAACAGAAACAAUCACAAUAAAGCAAGAGAAUGGAUUACUUCUACAAUAUGAUCUUCCAGUAGAGCAUGACCCACAGGCACAAUGGACAAGAACUCUCACAAAGACUCCAACAACCACUGUUGUAACUAAAUCACCAGGCCCUAAGAAAAGGGGGCGGCCAAGGAAAUAUCCUAAUGAGCAAGGACAAAUUGACAUUUCUCCAUACACCCGCAAGAAGCACAAGGAUAGUGACAAAGAACAGCAGUCCCUUACUUCACUGCUGGCGUCAGGCACAUUAGAGCUUAAAGAAGAACCGCUUGAUGACGAAGAGGUGUUUGGAGGAGAGCAUUAUGACAACAGCGACCCGGACUUUAUACCCGCUGAAGAAGCAGAAUCUGAGCCGGAAACUAAAAAGGAGCAGGCUGCACCGCGACGUCGCGGCAGACCUCCCAAAGUACAUAUUGAGCCGGUCAAAGAAAAAACACAAGAUGGUGAGGAUGUUCUUCUGAAGGAGACUAUACUGGCAUUCUCUGAGCCAAUACCUGAUCAUAUACUGAAUCCUAAACCUAAGAAGAGGAGAUCUUAUAUACAAAAAAAGAAGAAAUAUAACUAUGAAAAGACACACACAUGUGAGACUUGCGGUGCUUCCUUCACAUCAAAUGCAUCAUUACAAGCGCAUAUACGACGUCAUUUGGGAAUCAAACCAUUUGUAUGCAGUGUGUGCGGAUAUGCAUGUGUACUGAAUAUGGAGCUGCGUCGUCAUAUGAUGCGGCAUACGGGAGUACGACCAUACAAAUGCCGCGUCUGUGAUCGACGCUUUGGAGAUUUUGGUAGUCGGCAGAAGCAUGAGAGAUUGCACAUGGGUCUUCGUCCAUACCAAUGUUCUCUGUGCGGUAAAGCCUUCACAUACUCAUAUGUUUUGGCUAAUCACAUGCUCACUCACACCGGUGAGAAGAAAUACUCUUGUGCUCCUUGCAAUAAGAAGUUCACCAAAGCACAUCACCUCAAGUAUCAUAACAAAGUACAUCAUAAAGAAUUGUACAUACAACAACAAUUAGAACAAGAGGCAAAGAAGAUACGACAGCAGUUGAAUAUAAACAAUCUAUCAGGUGUCAUAUCCGGACAGAUUGUUGAUGGGAAGCUGCAGUUGAUCAAAACACAGCCUGAUGACGGUGAGGGUGAGCAGGAGAGGGAAAUGGAAGUGGUGGAGGAGCAGGAUCAAGAUCAGGACGAGGAUAGCGAGAAGGAAACUAAUAGAGCUGUGGCCGAUAUGAGAGCUGUGAUUCUGGACACAGACUUUUCUAUGGAAGAUGAUGAUAGCAAAGAGCAAUAAUAUUUAAAAUGUAUUUCCAAAAUAAAAACUCAGCAAUAAGUGUCUAUUAACAUAUGGGUUUUCACUGCAGAAACAAGUUAUAAAAACAUAUCCAUUUGGUCUUUGAAACACCAGAGAUGUUGUUAUACAUGUGUUGUUGCAGUGGAAACACAUUAGAAAUCCUCAUUUAGAAAUAUUGAUUAUAUGAAAUAACUUGUAAUAAAAUUUAAUUAGUUUUUGUUAGUA